This is a messenger RNA of Polistes dominula (European paper wasp), 2332 nucleotides long. RefSeq names its product aquaporin homolog protein drip. NCBI's taxonomy places the organism in Eukaryota, Metazoa, Arthropoda, Insecta, Hymenoptera, Vespidae. The record is from RefSeq and is a predicted model, not a curated record. Gene Ontology annotation, cellular component: plasma membrane. Gene Ontology annotation, molecular function: channel activity. Gene Ontology annotation, biological process: transmembrane transport.
CGUGAACAGGUGCAACGAUAAUCUUUCUUCCUCUUAUUUUUCUUCUUUUUUUUCUUCUUUUGCUUCUUCUUUAAUUAGAUCAACAUCAAUUUUCAACCUUGAGCAUAUGUUAUUUUUUGAAGAAAAUAAUGAAAAUCAUGCACAAAGUGAGACAAUGAUAAUAUCAACGGGCUGAACAACUAUGUGGUGGUGGUGUAUUCUCUAGAGAAUAAUAUGGUGGUUGUGCGAAAAAAAGCGAUUCGAGUUGUGCAUCAUCGUUCAAAUACUAAACGCGACACCUACGUUAAUCUUUGGAAAGAGUUUUUGGUCUUCCAUUCGAGUUUCAACAACAGGGCUAAGAGGUUGACCCUGCCAAAAGAUCACCAAAAGACGAAUAUCGGUAUGAACGUAUCAACGGUAUUUCCCGAGGGUCAUGUGAGAAAUGGGCAAAAAAUACAGCGCGAAAAAUCACUUGCACCGAAAGAAGAAGAAGAAGAAGAAGAAGAAUAUCAUUUGAAGGAACAAUGCCUUCGCGUUAAAGAGUUCAUCGGAGUAGAAGAAGUAGCAAAACUCGAAUUUUUGGUGUCACUUUUUGCCGAAGCCCUUGGAACCUUUCUGUUGGUUCUCAUUGGUUGUGCUUCGUGUAUCACAUGGGUGGAAGGACAAGCGCCAAGUGUGCUGCACAUUGCAUUUACGUUUGGUCUUGCAGUUGCAGCUUUGGCACAGUUUCUGGGCCCGAUUUCUGGUUGUCACGUAAAUCCUGCGGUAACGAUUGGUCUUUUCGUCAGUGGUAAUUGUUCUUUAUUAAAAUCACUUUGUUAUAUCGUUUGCCAAAGUUGUGGCGCGAUAGCAGGAGCCGUUGUUCUCAAGCUGAUAACUCCGAACGAACAAGUGAGUCAAGGAUUAGGUGCAACCGAUUUGGGUAAAGGCGUGGAAGCUGGUCAAGGUAUUGUUAUGGAGGCGAUCAUCACGUUUCUUUUGGUCUUGGUUGUUCAUGCAGUUACAGACCCAAAAAGAAGUGACACGAAAGGAUGGGCACCUCUCGCGAUAGGUUUAGCCAUUUCCGUUUCGCAUAUGGCCGCUAUACCGUUCACCGGUAGCAGUAUGAAUCCAGCAAGAUCUUUGGGUCCUGCAGUUAUCUUGACGUCUUGGUCAAAUCAUUGGGUUUAUUGGGUUGGUCCAAUAGUCGGAGCAGUCAUCGCUGGUAGUCUUUAUAAAAUGGGUUUCAGGAAUACGAAAGAAAUCGAGGAAGCUUCUUACGACUUUUAAAUUAUAACAAAAGUGCUCUAUUUAUUUGGUCAGUAUUACAGUAAAUAAAUAUUAUUGCGGUUAGUAUAAAACUGAACAUUAACUCUUUAGCGAGUUCAAAUACUGACCCAAUAAAUAGCAGUAAAUGAAUAACGAAAAAAGAAACAGAGGGAGAUAAAAUAAAUAAUAUUCAUUGUCUUUUCUAUCGAGCCUGGAGUAACUUCCGGUUGUACAUGUAUACGCGUAAAUCUAAUUCUAAGUUAAUUAUUUGGAAGCACCCUAUAAGUUUUAGAAUAAUUUGUCUUAUACCUCCUAUCAUUAUUAUUAACUUAUUUGCAUCAUUAAUAUGAAUUUGUUUCAUUUGCUGAUGCAAAUUGGUUAAUGCUAUUAUUACAUGCUGCCACUCAUUGUCAGACCCGAUAUUUCGAUGAGCCAGACGACAGUUCGAAACCGAACAUAAAAACCAAAGGUCUUAUCGAAGCUCGAUUUGAGAGCAUUUUCGCUUAUACAUGAUCAUCAGUAUAACGUUGCCAUCUAGUCAAAUCUAACAUUUCCAUCGUCUUUUAAAUUCUCCAAAAUGUCUUCUUUUAAAUGUAUAUCAUCAUAUUUUCAGACAGAGAAAGUAUUGUUCAACUCGUGAAUACUUAUUUUCUACAAAUAAUUAUCGUUUUUUCUUCGCGUUUCUAUUAUUAAAACUAUUUAUUAUUUGUCAUAAUCGUGUAAUAUAGAACGCGAUAAUGAACUUUCGUCAAUUUUUCAACUUCUAUCAAUUUCAAUAAGAAAAAGAAAUAUUUUAUCGAGAUAAAACACGAUUAUAUAGUUUUGUAAUAUAAAUAAUUAGAAAGAAAAAAGAAAAAAAAAAAAAAACAGAGAUCUGCAAAAGGUGUAACACAUAAUUAUUAACACCAUACACUUGUAUUCGUACUCGCAAAUAUUUAACAAUAAGUUAUGUAUUAUGUAUAUAAGAAAAUGUUAAAAUACCUCCGCAUUUAUGCUAUUAUUAAGAUUAGCUUUAUUUUAAUAAGCACACGCUAUAUAAAUUACAAUUGAAAUGAUCGUUGUCGGGUCUCUAUUUUUGUUCAUUCUACAAUUGUCACGCGACAUA